Molecule: messenger RNA, 2638 nt
Organism: Osmerus eperlanus (European smelt)
Lineage: Eukaryota; Metazoa; Chordata; Actinopteri; Osmeriformes; Osmeridae
Exons: 16
Coding region: 280-2574 (764 amino acids)
Source: RefSeq, a predicted model, not a curated record
AGGGAGCUUCUGAAACAAGGUCAAGCUUAUGCCAAGGACCUUAAUCCUGAACCGGCUAAGAACAAAAAGAGGACCACAAAAAACAGGUUCAGGAUUAGUUGGAGAAAGAGAGAUGUGCGGGGAGCAUUAGUCCCUCAAACUACCAAAUGUCGAUCUUCAACUGCACCCAGGGCUGGAACGAAGAAAUGCAAGGACACUGUCAGUGACACACAGGACCUUGUUGAGGACAGGGAUCAUCAGGAAUCAGUUCUUUAUUCCCUUCUUCGAGCGGUCAAAGAAAUGUUACGUGAUGGUCAGCCAGCAGCCCCUGAGUGUGAGAAACACACAGAGGCACAAGAUUGGGGAAUUCGAAAUGCCUGUUCUGCAGAGAGGUGGAAAGUGUCCCGCCCGCAUCUCAUCAACAGCAUGCUGUCAGAUGAGGCAGUAUUGCCCACCACCUGCCAGUGGUGUAGGCAAGGAGUGGCUGUGAUGAGGUGUAGUGAGUGCUUACCUCACCAGUAUCUGUGCAUGGCCUGUGACAAAGAGCAACACACCAGACAUGUUCUGCACAACCGGAGAUCCCUGAUCUCAGGCUACCUCCACCCUGUGCCUCCCACCUCAUUUGUCAGCCAGGAUGCUGACGGGCAAUAUUCCCUUACCCACCAAGCUCAACUUCUACCUUUAGAGGUAUCAGACUGCCAAACCUGCCAGCUCCCCAUGACUGUUAGUGUGGGGAGGUCCAUUGUUUUAGUGACCAUGAAUGGUCGCUAUGAUCUUGUCCUCCCUGAAGCACAUUGUGAAUGUUGUGCCUCUCAUUGGACACCUGCGCUGGAAGACGUUGUGCAAAGUGGGUACUGGCCAGGGACGGUCAACUUCAAUAGUCUGUUUCAUGUUGACGUUUUCCAGUCAUACCUGGAGUUAAAAAUGUCAGCACCUGGACUGUCCCGUCUGGCAUUUACCACAAUGCUAGACAAAAAAAACAGCCGCUUUGGAAGAAGUGGUAAAAUAUCUGGAGACACUUUCCACCAAAGCUUCAUGGAAUGGGCCAUCUGCAGAUAUGAGGUUGACAAGAUGUGCCAGGAGCAGCCGUUUGUCUGCCCUCCAUGCACUCCCGAAAUGCUUGCGGUAGCAGUGGAUGGCAAUCGCAAGCAUUAUCGUUUCAAGAAGGCAGGGAGUCAGGACAGUCAUGGCCACUUGGACGGUGUUUUCCUUUGCGAGGACAGCAAGGUGUCAGAGUUUGUAGACCAUGUCCACAAGGCCACCAAGCAUGUUCCCGGAAAGGGUGUCUGUGGUGGGGCUGAAUUUGCUGCUGCUAAGGAGAUCUCCAGAAAAUCUAGCAGCAAGCUUGAUGAAGAGGGCAUUGAGCUUGCUGUCUGCAGGCAUGGCACAAUCCUUAGAGGCCUUAAUAUGUUUAGGGGGGAAAUAUAUGCAUAUGCCCUCUACUUGCAGAAGGAAUUGGGCAACACUGCAACUUUCUUCUGCACUGAUCUUAUGUGCAAGUACUGGCCCUACUUGCAGAAGGUCUGCAGAGUAUGCCCAGAACUACAACAUCUUCUAGGCAUGAAGCCCUUUCUUUCUGUCCUCCAUGCAAAGGCCCAUGGAAUGAAGUGUGAGAUCAAAUGGGGUGGGGGGUUCCAGGAGAAUGCUGCCUGCACCCUGGGAGAAGAAGUGGAGCAGGCCAACGCCUUCCUCUCCAGGAUAGCCAUUUCCACAAAAUAUAUGUCAAAAGCUGCACGCACUGACAUGAUCACACUCUUGUGCAUGGGAUGGAACCAAGCCAAGGUCCAGCACAUGAGCUCCUACCUCAGCAGACGAUUCCUGAAGACCAAGCAAAGUCUGCAACAACAAAAAGACAGCUAUGAGGCCUUAAAGACAGAGCUGUCAGUCGACAACUCCACAAUCCUGCAGUGGGUGACCGAUGUUCAGGAGUGGGCUGAGAGUGCACCAGUGGAGGACAGUGAUGCACCUGUGGAGUUGCAGAAGAAGAUGGAGGAAAUGUCUGCCAGCAUCAGGCAGAGAACACAUCGGCUGUACAGGCAGAAUGACACAAACAAGGGUCGCCACAGGAUGAGAGCCAAAAUAAGAGAGGAGAAAGGGAAGCUGGCUGCCCUGGUCCUGGAACAUAAUACACUUGUCCAGCCAUCCGAAAGAGUGGAGUCAGUGGAGUUAAUCUUCCAGCCGGAAUACAUAUUCCCUUGGCACGUUCCAACAUCUGAUACUGACAUUCUCACAAAAAAGAAGGUCUUUGAGAAGGUCAUGGGUAUCCGGAGGCUGGAGGAGGAAGAAGUGGUCCUCGUCAAAGAGAUGAAGCAGCACUGGGAAUACCUGAAGAGACGUGCUGAGGUCUUGGAGCAGUCAAUCUCUGGUGACUGUUGGAACCUGUCACCAAAAGGGAGGAAGGGACUCCAAAGUUUGCACCAGAGGAAACUUACAGAGUUGAAGUCUCACCAGGCUGUAGUGAGACAGAUGUAUCUCCAAUACCUCCACCUGGAUCUUACAGAACCCGACCUGGACCUGGAAGAACUCCUGGAAGAGGGCCAGGACUUUUUAAGCUCUGACACCAGCUCAGAUGAUCACGACGAUGUCAACACCUAGGCAUCGACAGAAUAUCAAUGUUAUGCAUUUGAAUUUGGGUAUUGUGAGACAAAUAAAUGCUUUU